Ictidomys tridecemlineatus (thirteen-lined ground squirrel) is the source of this 956-nucleotide messenger RNA. RefSeq names its product small integral membrane protein 18 (gene Smim18). The record is from RefSeq and is a predicted model, not a curated record. Lineage: Eukaryota; Metazoa; Chordata; Mammalia; Rodentia; Sciuridae.
UGUCAGGUCUUAAUGCAAAUGAACGUAGAGGAAACUGUCAGCUGCAUUGUGUUCAACCAAUAGAAGCACAGCUCCAUCUUGGCUGUGCUGUAGACUGCAUUACAAACAGACGAUACCACCGCUUCCAUCGCUUCGACAGCAUCCUUUCAGACAAGAGAAGUAAAAACAGAAGACAGAAAUACACUGACCCAAGAUUCAAAAGAGCAAUACAAGAAGUGGAAUCUCUAAGAAUGGCUUCCAGUCACUGGAACGAAACCACCACCUCUGUUUAUCAGUAUCUUGGUUUUCAAGUUCAAAAAAUUUACCCUUUCCAUGAUAACUGGAACACUGCCUGCUUUGUCAUUCUGCUUUUAUUUAUAUUUACUGUAGUAUCUUUAGUGGUGCUGGCUUUCCUUUAUGAAGUGCUUGACUGCUGCUGCUGUGUAAAAAACAAAACUGUGAAAGACUUGAAAAGUGAACCUAACCCUCUUAGAAGCAUGAUGGACAACAUCAGAAAACGUGACACUGAAGUGGUCUAGCUCCUACAGAAGGUGAACAAAACCUUUAAAAGCAGCUUUAGCCUCUCCGGAGAUUAAAGAAAAUUUCCCUGAGGCCAACUUUUACUAUAAAACUGACUCUGACUUUGGGUAAAAGAUUCCUAGAAGUGAAAAACAAGUGAAAUAUGUACUUUUUGUCUAUGUAUUACUCUCAUUAAAUAUAAAGUAAAACUUCAUAAAUGUGAAUUUACUCAUCUAUUUAAUGUGACACAUCGAAAAAUGAAUAAAUUAUUUCUAGAACAAAAAUAUUUCUGGAGUUCAACACUAAGCAACAAAAGUUAAACUGGAAAACAAAGCAAGGCUAAUGAUGCUAAAAUAAUCUAUACCUAAACCAUUCAUGUAAACUAAAAAAUAAUAUUUGAGUAACAAAUAUGCUAUUUCAGAUGUGUUUCUACAUCCAAAAUAAAAUUAUUCCACUUA